Molecule: messenger RNA, 2775 nt
Organism: Symbiodinium natans
Lineage: Eukaryota; Dinophyceae; Suessiales; Symbiodiniaceae
Source: the annotation of a GenBank genome assembly
AUGGCUUUCAUUGGCUUUCGCUGCCUGAAAAUCAAUUCUUGGAAGGUGGAGCAAGUGAAGCGCCUGAUGCUUAGGGACAACCAGUACUACAAGGCCGUGAAUCGUGAGCUGAAGAAGCGGCUGCGGUCGCUGCUCGAACAGCUCUGGGAGGUUGACUUGUGCGUAGUGGAUGACCAUCUCACACGUGACAGGUCGGCCAAGCAAACGAGGGGCCCUGCCCUGCAGGAUCGCUUUGCAAGCUCCAAUGGCUCACCAGAGCCCAGUGAGCUCCCCGAUGGCUUGGUGGUACAGACACCGGAGCUCACGGACCUUGCACGGCGCAGGGCCAAGUUCAUGCCUUGCCGCAUAUGUGAAGAGAGAGUAACUUCACUGCUGGCAUCCUUUCGGCAAGAGAUCGAGCACCUUGCUGUUACAAGCUCCUGCCGCUCUCUCCAGGUUUGUUUGCUGGCAUGCGACAUGCGAUGCGGUCGGCAAGCUGACGUGAACGUCUCAUCGGCGCAUAUAAGGAAACUUUAUUCAGUGGAUCCAGACUGGGCAGAAAAACUGCCCGAGGGAAUUGGGAGCUCCAGGCGUCUUUGUGACAUGCAAGACUUAUCGGCACUUCUGCAUGCGCAGCGGCUCGACGUCGACCUCCACAAGGAUGGGUCGGCAUCUCUCAACAAGGCCGUGGUGGGCCAAACGGUGUUUUUCACAGAGGUGCUGCGAAGGGAGCACUUCCACUACAAGUCCUACAUUGUGCAGCAGGCUUGCCAAGAAGCCUUCGACGAUAUUGAAGUUGUUACAGAUGCAGUGGCGCGAGCCUACGAAGGAGCAAAACGCAGCCAUGCUCCGGACUCGCAUCUGCUCAUGAUGAUGAACAGAGCUGGUAGAGCAGCAUGUUCCCAGACGCGAGCGUGCGUGGAAGAGAAGAAGUUGCGGCUGAAGCUGGCUAAUGCGGGAAAGCCUGCCAAGCCAGUAAGCAGCCGUAAACAAGCUCGGAGUUCAUCUGAAACGUGUCCUCAAAUGGAGCGGCGUGUGGACCCAGCGGAUGGUGUCGCGUACACGUUCCAAGACCUCAGCAAUUACUAUGCCAAGCAGUACAGCAAGCAGGACAUCCAACACUAUUGGAACAAGCAGUGCAAGCCCUUGGGAAGCUCAAAGGCUUCGGCUGCUGCUGAUGCCAGCUUGCUGGACCCUUUACCCGAUCUGGAGCGUCUCAGUCAAGCCAAAGCCCCUUGGCCCUUGGUGCUUUGGGAUGCAGCUGGCAGCCAGACUGGCCAAGUAUGUAUCGCGAUAGCAGCAACGCUGUCAGAGUUCAAGGCGCAAUGUGCGCAAAUGCUGAAAGUUCGGCUGGUCCAUUGUCCAGACUUUAAUGACGACAUGGAUAGCCAGCAGCUUCGCGAGCUUGGCAUAGGCCUCUCGGACGUGCCUGUUCUUCUGGAACUUGGCCCGCCCGUCGACCCCUCGGAAGCUUGUGAACCGGCUGCCUCUGCGAAGGCCGUGGGCAUGUCCACCAGGAAGGUUCGCGCCCCGCUGGCGGUGCGUCAGGCAGUGGCCGAUGCAUCGGACAUCCGUGAGGGCUGGCUUUUCCUUGGGGGGCAGCUGGCUGCGAGUAGCCUGGAAGGCUUACAACAGCUAGGCAUCACGCACAUUAUGAAUUGCUGUGAGCGCGUCCCGUGCAAGUUUCGAUCGAGGAUUACCUACAAGGUAGUUGCCGUGAUGGACACGAAAAGCUCUGAUAUCCGGGAGUUCAUUCCUGAAGCUUUAGCCUUCAUUGACGAGGUGGUGGCAAAUGGUGGCAAGAUCUUGGUCCACUGCAUGGUCGGAGCUUCGCGAAGCGUGGCUUUGGUUCUUGCCUGGCUUGUGGCACGAUGCCGGAUGCCAUUGAAGCAGGCCUUCCAAGAGGUGAGGGCCAAGAGACACCAAGCGAGACCGAACCGCAGCUUCUGUGAGCAGCUUAUGCAGUUCGAGAAGGUGAUCGCGACGUGGGUGUGCUGCAGUGCUGCCGUCCUUCGAUUCGCCCGAAUGUUGCGCGGGCCAAUUGCGAAGUCAGGCGGAUCCUUCACUCCGAUCUACGAGUCUUCCAGUAGUGGCAAGAACUUCGCCUCUGUCAACGCCGGAAAUCCCAAGAAGUUGAAGGUAGGGGGUGGAACGAUCAACGGGCAGUUUGCGCAGGAGCUGCAGAGAGUGGCUGGACAUGACCCUGACAGUUACAGUCCAGCACACGAGGCGCUGCUUCGAACAGCUACGCAGACAGGCACUGCAAGGCAUGGCCUUUUUCCAGCGCCCGCCACGCUGCGGUUGCCGCAGUGCUUGGAGGCUUCCUUCAUCUACCUCGGCCGGACGCCUGUGGAGGCCGAGCAGAUUGCUGGGGACUCCGGGCGAGGCGGCCUGGUGAUCCUGGACAUAUUCGAGACGAAGUCACGACCCUACCAUGUCCAGAAUGUGGCCAUGGUGUACACGGUAGGACCUCAACGAGGCUACGAGCCUGAUGAUGCGACAUUUCUAUCGAAAGUGCGCCUGGUCGGCCGCAAUGUUGUGGCUGCUUGCCACGACUACAAUCUGCAGCGGCCGUCGCAGGUCCCACCCAUUGACCAGGUUCGCCUCUGCCUGGUUAGUGGUGGCAAGUUUGCGGAGCGAGUCCCCAAGGAGCUGGUGGCUCGACAGCUCGUGCUCGGCGUGCUGGACGUGCAGCUGGCAGAAGGGAUCAACCCUGAUGCCAUGCCUGAGAUCGAGUUUGCCUAUGAUGGUGAUGUGUUCCGUAAAGAAUGGGAUGCUUUGGCCGAGAGAACCUGA